CACUCUGUGUUUACAUUUGGCAACGCCGCAAGCUUGCAGUGGUGUUUGGGUCGUUUGUGAGAGCACAAAAAUAAAAGAGAGCCCGAGUUUUCGUCAUGUUUUUCUGAGUACAAGUACGUCUGUGAAUGAGGGAUGUCGGCUCCAAGUCCAAAUCCAGGGAGUGCAGCGUCCCCUAUGGGUCCUCCCCAACAGGCAUUGUCACCAAUGCCUCCACCACAGGCAACAUCACCUGCUGUAGGACCUCCACAGGCCCAGUCUCCUAUGGGACCUCCCCAGACUCCUUCACCAAUGGGUCCUCCUGUCAUGUCCCCGGGUCCAGGUGGCCCACCACCAGCACAGCAGGGACCUCCUCCCAGUGGCCCUGCUCCUGGGAUGGUACCCCAAGGGGCCCCUGGUCCUCAUCAUCCUUACCCUCAGGGACCUCAAGGGUCUCAGGGAUGGCAACAACCUCCACCAGGCCCUUAUGCAAAUAGCUAUCAACCACAACCACAACAGCAGCAACAAGGUCCAGGAGUACACCAUCCAGCACAGGGCCCUCCAGGUGGUCCUCCAGUCAGUGGACUUCCACCUCCAACUAGUGGUGGUGGCCCUAAUGGUCCAAGUCCUAGUGGUGGGAGCUACCAGCAAGAGAAUCUUAAUGCUCUGCAAAAGGCCAUCAACACUAUGGAAGAUAAAGGAAUGCAAAACGAUCCAAGAUAUGCAGAUUUAGUCAGCAUGAGAGCCAAGUAUGGCAGUAUGGGGCCACCCCCAGCAACAACAGGUGCUGGCACUACACCUGGAGGUCCACCAGGCCCUCCAAGUGGGCCUGGUUAUGGGCCUUCUGGUCCGGGUGGUCCAGAGGGUCCAAGACCCGGACUCCUUAAUGCCUCUCAGAUGCAUCAGUUAAGGGCGCAGAUUAUGGCGUAUCGUUGUAUUGCUCGUAACCAACCAGUACCUCCUCAAGUUACUGCACUUGUUCAGGGCCGACGUCUUGAUCAGGAUCCAUCAAGAGCACCUGGUCCUCCUGGACCACCAGGACCUUCAGGGCCUCCUGGGCCACCUGGCCCUGCAGGGCCUCCUGGCCCUCCAGUUUCAACAGGACCCCCAGGUCCACCUACUGGUCCUCCAACUGGUCCUCCUCAGGGACCACCUGUCCCAACUACUGGUCCACCUCAGGGUCCACCAGGACCACCUGGCCCACCAGGUCCUCCAGGACCACCUACUAUGCAGUAUCCCAGACAUCCAGGUCCUAUGCCAGGGGCACGACCACCUUACAAUGGAACAGAUCCAUCACAAACACCCCCUCCCCCUCCUAGCGCUGUAACGUCUCAACCUGGGCCAAAUGGUCUAUCUGGAACAACUCCAAGACCACCAGUACCCCAGGCAGCACCUGGAGCUCCAGUCACUGCCCCAGGAGGAAAAAUUAGUCGUGUAACUCCCAUUCAAAAACCUAGUGGAAUUGAUCCUUUGAUACUCUUGCAGGAAAGAGAAAACAGAUUGGCUGUUCGUAUUGCUCAUCGCAUAGAUGAAUUGAGUGGUCUCCCAGCUACAAUGGCUGAAGAUUUGAAAAUGAAAGCCCAGAUUGAGCUUAGAGCUUUACGACUCUUAAAUUUCCAACGUCAGUUACGUGCUGAGGUUGUUGGUUGCAAUAGAAAGGACACUACUUUAGAAACUGCCAUCAAUAUCAAAGCAUACAAGAGAACCAAGAGGCAAGGGUUGAGAGAAGCACGUAUUACAGAAAAAUUGGAGAAGCAACAGAAACUUGAAGCUGAAAGGAAGAAACGGCAGAAACACCAGGAAUAUCUCAAUGCUGUGUUACAGCAUGGCAGAGAACUCAAGGACUUCCAUCGUCAGAAUACUCAGAAGAUUAUAAAGUUAAACAAGGCGUUGCUAAUGCACCACAUGAAUGCAGAGAGAGAGAAGCAGAAGGAGCAGGAGCGCAUAGAGAAAGAACGUUUGCGUCGUCUCAUGCUGGAGGAUGAAGAAGGUUAUCGUAAGCUCAUUGAUGAAAAGAAGGACAAACGAUUGGCAUAUCUGCUCACGCAGACUGAUGAGUUUAUUGCAAACCUCACAGAGAUGGUCAAGGCGCACAAAGAAGAUCAGCGGCUUAAAAGCAAAGAAGAGAGAAAGAAGCAGCGAGAGGAAAGACGCAAAGCACGGGAAGCUGACAAUAGUGAAGAAGGUGGUCCUCAGGAACGUCACAUACCUGUAAUGGAAUCGGCUACAGGAACUAUUGUGAGUGGAAAAGCUGCUCCUUUGGCUAGCAACUUGGAGGCUUUCUUGACAGCAAAUCCUGGGUGGGAAGUAUUACCUGAAGAUGAUUCUGAAACAUCUGAUGAUGAGAAUGAAGAGGUGGAAACAGAGAAGAAAGUCCUUUCAGAGGAGGAAAGCGCCUCUCCAGCAUCGACUGAGAAUAAGUUGGAUGCAGCAGAGAAGAAUCCCAAAGAGGUCCUCAAGAAGGCAAAGGUUGAAGAUGAUGAGUACAAAGAUGUAACUGGAGAAAAAAAUUAUUACUCCAUUGCCCAUACUAUCAAGGAAACUGUAACAGAGCAGGCAAAGAUUAUGGUCAAUGGUUCUCUGAAAGAAUACCAGGUUAAGGGCUUGGAAUGGUUGGUGUCUCUUUAUAACAACAACCUCAAUGGUAUUUUAGCUGAUGAAAUGGGUCUGGGUAAGACAAUUCAGACUAUUGGUCUCAUUACGUACCUGAUAGAGAAUAAGAAGAAUAAUGGGCCUUACCUCAUCAUUGUACCACUUUCUACCAUAUCUAAUUGGGCUUUGGAAUUCGAAAAGUGGGCACCAACUGUUCAGGUUGUGACGUACAAAGGGUCACCACAGGUUCGAAGAAUUGUGCAGAGUCAGAUGCGCGCCACCAAAUUGAAUGUCCUCCUCACAACUUACGAAUACAUUAUUAAAGACAAAGCUGUACUUUCAAAACUGCGCUGGAAAUACAUGAUAAUCACGAGGGGUCAUCGUAUGAAGAAUCAUCAUUGCAAACUUACUCAGACCCUGAACACUUUCUACAAUGCGCCACAUCGUCUCCUCUUAACUGGUACACCUCUCCAAAAUAAACUACCAGAAUUGUGGGCUCUUCUCAAUUUCCUACUCCCAUCCAUAUUCAAGUCCUGUUCCACUUUUGAGCAGUGGUUCAAUGCUCCAUUUGCCACAACAGGAGAAAAGGUGGAGCUGAAUGAAGAAGAAACCAUUUUGAUUAUCCGUCGUUUGCACAAAGUAUUACGACCAUUCUUGCUUCGAAGGUUGAAGAAAGAAGUAGAAGCCCAGCUACCUGAGAAGGUUGAAUAUAUCAUAAAAUGUGAGAUGUCUGGGCUUCAGCAUGUACUCUACCGAUCAAUGCAGUCACGAGGCGUUAUGCUCUGUGCUGAAGAUAAGAAGGGACAAAAGAGCAACACCAAGGCCCUCAUGAACACUAUCAUGCAGCUCAGAAAACUUUGCAACCAUCCAUUUAUGUUCCAACACAUUGAAGAGGCAUACUGCAACCAUGCAGGGUUCUCUGGAGGUAUUGUGCAAGGUCCAGAUAUUUACCGUGCAUCUGGUAAAUUUGAACUACUUGAUCGAAUUCUUCCCAAGCUUCACCUCACAAACCAUCGUGUAUUGCUCUUCUGCCAAAUGACCCAGUUGAUGACAAUUAUGGAAGAUUAUCUCAUGUUUAAAGGCUUCAAGUAUUUAAGAUUGGAUGGCAUGACCAAGUCAGAGGAUCGAGGUGAAUUGCUGCGCAUGUUCAACACAUCCCGGGAAUAUUUCCUGUUCUUACUCUCUACUCGUGCUGGAGGGUUGGGUCUUAACUUACAAUCAGCAGAUACUGUCAUCAUCUUUGAUUCUGACUGGAAUCCUCAUCAAGAUUUACAGGCUCAAGAUCGUGCCCAUCGUAUUGGUCAGAAGAAUGAGGUGCGUGUGUUACGUCUCAUGACUGUUAACACUGUGGAAGAACGUAUUUUGGCUGCUGCACGUUACAAGCUCAACAUGGACGAAAAAGUCAUUCAAGCUGGUAUGUUCGAUCAGAAGUCUACAGGAUCUGACCGAAGACAGUUCCUCCAAGCUAUUCUCUCAAAUGAUAAUGAAGAAGAUGAAGAAGAGGAUGAAGCUCCAGAUGAUGAGACCAUCAAUCAGAUGAUUGCUCGAGGGGAAGAUGAGUUUGAAAUCUUCCAAAAAGUUGAUCAAGAUAGAAAGAGCACAGAAACCAGGGCACGUCUAAUGGCAGAAGAUGAAUUGCCAGAAUGGAUGUUGAAGGAAGAAGAUUCUGAGGAAGUAGAUGACGAAGAACCGGAAGAGCUUGGUGAUCGUCGAGCUCGUUCAAAGAAGGAGGUUGAUUACUCCGAUAGCUUAACAGAGAAAGAAUGGCUACGUGCCAUUGGAGCAGUUGAAGAGGAUGGGAAGGAGGCCAUGGAUGAGGAAGAAGAGGAAGUCAAUGGCGGUAGCAAGAGUAAGAGAGGUUCUAAAGGAAAACGUAGGCGUGAUGACAUGGACCUGGAUGAUGAUCCUAAGCCUAAGAAACGAGGCAGACCUGCCAGGGAAAAACCUAAUCCAAAAAAUAAACGUGUUAUUCGGCAGCUAAAACGUUUAAUGGAUAUUGUCAUCAAAUAUGAAGACAGUGAUGGUCGAGUACUUAGUGAGCCAUUUAUGAAGUUACCGUCACGUCGUGAGCUCCCUGAUUACUAUAACAUUAUUAAGAGACCAAUGGAUAUCCACAAGAUUCUCAAUAGGAUUGAUGAAGGAAGAUAUGAUGAUAUGAAUGACCUUGAACACGAUUUUAUGUUGUUGUGUCGAAAUGCCCAAGAAUACAAUGAAGAAUCAUCCAUGAUAUAUGAAGACUCUACUGUCAUGCAGAGUGUUUUCCUCAAUGCACGAGAACGUAUUGAAGCUGAAGCUGACAACGUGCAAGAGGAAGAAGAGGAAGAUGAUGACGAUGAUGAUGAAGAGGAAGAAACCAGAGUGAAGAAAGGCAAAAAGAGCAAGGGUGAAAAAGGCAGAGGAAGAAGGAAAAGAGUAAAAUAUGCAGAUGAUUCUGAUGAUGACGAUGAUGAUGAUGAUGAUUGAAGUGAAAAUGGUAGCGCUGAUGAAGGUGUGUGAACCAGGGUAAAGGGGAUAGCCACAGAAUGUGGCUUUAAAGAUUGUUGAUGUAUGUGGUUUGAUAGUUUGAAGUCGUCGCCAUACCACAGAAGGUCAUGUACCAAUAUACUGACAUUAAUUUUUACUCGCUUGUAUUUGUUUUUCAUUCUUUAGUCAUAGGAAAUGCGACUAUUACCGACUCCAAUUGCAUAAAAUUUUUGGUGCUCUCUGACUUACGGGAAAUGGGGUUUCAGCAAGUUAAUAAGAGAUUUAAAUUUGAGAUGAUACAAACAUCAUUAUUAAGGUCAAGGGGUUUUUCAUUUAAAAUUGUGUUAAUGAUAAUGAACUCUUAAAAUUUUUAGGGUAGUACACAAAUUUGCUAAAUAUUUUAUAUAAAUCUUGUUAUAGGAAUACAUAAUGCCACCGACUGGUAGAGGUCUGUUUGUUGACAUUUGCAUAGGGGAAUUUAUGAUGGUGUAAAUUGACAAUAUAGUAGUGUAAAAUAUUAAUUCAUAUGGUCUUGAGUAUUUAUAUAGGUUUUUAUCAGGGUUUUUCUUUGCAUAUUAAAAAAAAAACAUAAGCAUAUAAAAUUAUUUUUGUCAAAA
This is a messenger RNA of Macrobrachium nipponense, 5648 nucleotides long. It is a transcript of the gene brm, whose product is annotated as transcription activator BRG1-like. Gene Ontology annotation, cellular component: nucleus. Gene Ontology annotation, molecular function: histone binding; ATP binding; ATP-dependent chromatin remodeler activity. Lineage: Eukaryota; Metazoa; Arthropoda; Malacostraca; Decapoda; Palaemonidae. Gene Ontology annotation, biological process: positive regulation of transcription by RNA polymerase II. The record is from RefSeq and is a predicted model, not a curated record.